AUGGCAGGUUCAAGAAAGAACAAAAUCAAGAAGUUUGUCUCUUCAUCACGUAACAGCACACCAGAUCAGGCCCAAACCGAGGACAACGAUCAACUCGUAGAUGACCUGCUUGCGGAACUCGACUCCCGGAACCAGACUGUACAGCAAGAAUCAGCUACCGUGUUAUUGGAGAUUCAAGAACAUAAAGAGAAUACAGUUCAAGACAAUGCUCGAUCGUCCAAGAAAAAGCAGGAUAGUAAGAGCCGACAUGAAGCACGACAGCAGGCGAGAAAGGUAGCAGCCUUAGCUCAGAAUCACGCACCAAUUGAUCCGGUGGCAGGCGCAAGACUAGAGAGAGAGGCAAAGGAAGAAGAGGUAUCAAUAAAGGAGACAUGCGACAAGCUUGGGGUACAGACACACGAGAUACCACCAGAUGGUCAUUGUCUUUUCUCUGCCGUAGCGGACCAGCUAGCCCUCCUUAAUAUACUUCCUCCCAAUCAAGCCAACUACGUCACCGUCCGCGCUGCUGCAUCGAACUUUAUCUACACUCACCCAGAUGACUUCCUACCUUUCCUGCCAUCCGCAUUUGGCGAAGAUGGUGUUGGAGCAACAAGUGCAGGCUUCAUGACUCCACAGCAAUUUGAGCAGUACUGCAUGUCGAUCAAAGAUACCGGGACUUGGGGUGGAGAACCAGAGAUCCUGGCACUCAGUCGAGUAUAUAAUGUUCCCAUACACGUCGUGCAGGGUGGUGUCCCCCGGAUCGUCGAACACAACCCGGGUCCGUCACCUCGGUCGUUUUCUAAGGUAGUUCGUAUCAGCUUCCAUAGAAGAAUGUAUGGGCUAGGGGAGCACUAUAACUCUUUACGGCCCAAGACUACCAUUUCACAAGUGGCUGGCAGGAUUCAGUCCGCGUUCUCUUGAUUCACAUACGCGAUACUCCAUUCAUGUUUCGAAGGGGUACGGAGUACUCGAUCGAUCCUUAUCCAUGUGUCAAUACAGAUUUAUAAACGAUUAAACAAAAUGCAAAGCUGUUAGAGUAGUAAGUCGUCCAGAUCACCACCACGACUCCCGCCUGUCACAGGUUGUGGCACAUCCGUCACGUAACCACCAAAUGCACCACCCAAAGAAGCAUAUGGAUCUGCGGCUUUGGUGACUGGGCCAUCAUCAUCACCUUCUGG
Messenger RNA from Suillus plorans, 1157 nucleotides. RefSeq lists its product as uncharacterized. The record is from RefSeq and is a predicted model, not a curated record. Gene Ontology annotation, molecular function: cysteine-type deubiquitinase activity. Gene Ontology annotation, biological process: protein deubiquitination. NCBI's taxonomy places the organism in Eukaryota, Fungi, Basidiomycota, Agaricomycetes, Boletales, Suillaceae. The transcript is spliced from 4 exons. The coding region runs from base 1 to 900 and encodes 299 amino acids.